Molecule: messenger RNA, 830 nt
Organism: Strongylus vulgaris
Lineage: Eukaryota; Metazoa; Nematoda; Chromadorea; Rhabditida; Strongylidae
Source: the annotation of a GenBank genome assembly
AUGUGUAGCUUUAGUUAUCUUCUGCCCUACCUCUUUUUUGCAACUAUCGCUGCAGAUCCGUAUGACGACCCUAACACUUUGCCAAAUCGGCAGGUUAUGGUGCAAUUGUUUGAGUGGAAAUGGAAAGAUAUAGCUGCGGAAUGUGAAAACUUUUUGUGGCGUUAUGGAUAUGGUGCUGUGCAGGUCUCACCACCAAAUGAACACCUCACCUUAACCAAGAAUAAUGAUAUGCCAUGGUGGAUUAGAUAUCAACCAGUCAGCUACAAAUUGAAUUCACGCAGUGGAACGGAAGAAGAGUUCAAAGAUAUGGUCGAGAGAUGUAAUAAAGUUGGAGUAAGAAUCAUCGUCGAUGCAGUCAUAAACAAUAUGGCCAAAGUCGGCCUGAAAAAGGGAAUAGGCAGUAGCGGUGGCUCAUACUUUGAUGGAACUGAAGGAAUAGAAAGUUUCCCAGAAGUGCCUUAUACAAAGGAGCAUUUCAACGACUACAGAUGUAAGAGAAACAUUAUUGCGGAUGAUAUUGCUCAUAAUGUAGAACAAUUAAGAAAUUGUCGAAAUUCUGGAUUACUCGACUUGGAUCAAAGUAAUCCACAUGUACAAGCAAAGAUUGUUGAGUAUUUCAAUCACCUUAUCGAUAUAGGCGUUGCAGGAUUUAGGAUCGAUUCCAAAUACAUGUGGCCCAAAGAUCUCAAGGCAAUUCAGUCCAAAACUAAGAAUCUGAGAAUUGACAUCUUUGGCCCCAACAAGCGACCAUUUUUCGCUCAUGUGAUAAAUGAAAAUGGAUUCAUUGAGAAUAUAAGAGAAUAUAAGGAUAUUGGAAGGUCCAAUUGAAC